Messenger RNA from Alternaria burnsii, 2970 nucleotides. RefSeq lists its product as uncharacterized. The record is from RefSeq and is a predicted model, not a curated record. Lineage: Eukaryota; Fungi; Ascomycota; Dothideomycetes; Pleosporales; Pleosporaceae. Gene Ontology annotation, molecular function: ATP binding; ATP hydrolysis activity. The transcript is spliced from 3 exons. Bases 1 to 2970 code for a protein of 989 amino acids.
AUGUUCACCAGGCCAACGGGAACGCAAACUAUUCGUACAGGAGGACCUGUUCAUUCCUAUGAUCACAUACCUGACAUAGGCUCAGUAAAACCAAGAGCCAAUAGCGACGAGACUGAAGAUCAUGGCCACGAGGCUGGAAAUCUGGGUGGCUAUCAGGCUCCAAAAGAUCAGCCGUCACCCGUCUUCCAUGCGCAGAAUGAUCCUCAGCUGUUCCAGGACUUUACCCUAGGAUUUGACCAAUUCAAUCUGAACGACAGUAAUGCGCAUAUCAGCGCGGGUCACAGCCCGCAUAUCUCGCCUCAUUUGCUCCCGCAGGACCAACAAGUUAUCCCAUCCGACCAGAAAGACAUAGAGACAACAGAGGAACGCUCUAGUUUUUUGAAGAAGUUAACCAUAUCCCGAGAUCGGACAGAAGCCAGCAACUUCGAAGAAGAAAGACUUCUGGCGAUUGCUGCGAACCCGGGGACAUCCACUAGAGAUGGUAUUCCGCAAAUAAAUAUUGCGGGACCAGUUCUGGCGUCGGCUCAGCCUAUUCCUGAAGACUAUCAGAUGCAGCUUAUGCUUCUGGAACAACAGAACAAAAAGCGACUCCUCAUGGCGCGACAAGAACAAGAUCAACAAGAAAAAGAAGAAAAGGAAAGAGUAUUGGCAGCUGGCGUCCCUUCCAUGCCCUUCUCCAAAGGCUCUCGCCCCAGCAAAUCCCCCGAGACUGGCUUCCAUACAACCAUGAGUUUCGACAUGCGACAGUCACCCUUACAUGGCAUCCAAAGCACACCCUCUAUUCAUUCGAGGGAAACUUCGGCUCGAACUCACGGUAAUGCUGGUGAAUCAGAGCUCGUCAGCCGACUUCUGAGACGAAUUGAUGAUCUCGAAAGAAGUGCUAGAAGAUCAGAACAUCCACCAAUGCAGAGUUCCAGACCGCCCCGUUUCCAGAUGCUCUUUGUAUUAGAUGAUGCAAACCAUACCGUUUGUCUUCAGGAGCCAACUUGGACUUUCGGGGAAGGUGACGGACUGCGGCUCAAAGCGGAGCUACCAUUGGUCGAUCUAGAUACCCAUCUGCGAAAGAAUGAUGACAUCUCCUUCGUAGUGUACAAGUCGUACACAACACCAAAAGUCAGCGUUACGGAGCUCGCCGAAAGAUUAGAAACAGGCGUGCUUCCCGCCCCGGAACCGUCGAACGAAUACAUUGCCAUCAUGUCCAAAGACCUGCGCGCGGCUUUGCAAAUGUAUCUCAGAUCAGUAUGCUUAGUUGAAGAGAAACAGCUUGAUUUCUUCUUGCAUACCCUACACGCUCCCUACCUGUUUUGGUAUCGUGGCAGAUCAAACAGACAGAUUUUGUCACAUCAGCUUCCAAAGUUUCAAGCGCAGCUGGACUUACUGUUCGGCUGGAUUGAGCGCAAUUACGCCACAAAGUUCGACCGGUUCGACGAAAUGAUAUCUCGUGGGCGCGUUUCCCAUGCAUUCACUGAAUAUCUCUUCUUCCCAGGCGACGUUGUCGUGAACAAGGAUGGCGACAAGACUAGAGCCUACCAAUUGCAAGGCAUGCCGGCGUUGAAAAGGUCGUUCGGACGUACUCACCAUUCGCAACAAUUUGAGAAAUUGUCUCGUGCAAGUCCAACGGCCAACGAAAGAGCUAGGACUAACGAACCAUGGGUUUGGGAGACUGCAUGCUCGACAAUCGUAUACGAUGGUCGGUUUUAUUCUCAAAAUGAUAAACUCACCCUCAAACUGGUUGCAGAGAGUCACAAUGAAGAAGUCGACAUUACUGAGUUGACUGUCAUCCCUCUACAAUUUGUUGGAAAAGAUCUGCGAGAACAACUCAUGCGGAGAGGCCGUACAUUCUGGUCCUGUCGUUUUCAGCGCCCAAUUUCGUAUAAUGGCCGAGAUGAAGAUGCGUUGCAUACGGACGGUGAGCGAUACGUAAUCGACAACAAAUCCUACAAGAGGCUCCACGUAGAUGAGCAAAAGUCGAAACGAUUCCAGGAUCCUACGUUUACAAGUAACGACAACGAUAGAACACCGUUGUUCGUGGAGGAAAUGGAUAACGACGAGCCUCCUCAAACACCCUACAUAUACCUAUUCCCACCAACGAUACCUGGCUUCUCCUUGCGUCGCAAAUUGUGGACCGACCUAGUGGUCGACAAGAUAGUCGAUAUUUCAUGGAACAAAGAAGCUUUCAAGCAUCUAGUCGCCGACGACAAGACAAAGGAGCUCGUUCAAGCUCUUGUGGCUGACCGGAUCUCUAGCGAAAGAAACACAGAUAUCAUCCAGGGAAAAGGCAAUGGGCUCAUCAUUCUUCUACAUGGAGGUCCUGGCACCGGUAAGACCUUUACUGCAGAAAGCGUCGCUGAACUGGCCGAGAAACCGCUCUAUCCUGUAACAUGUGGCGACAUUGGCACGGAGCCGGAGCAAGUCGAGCGAUAUCUAGAGUCAGUAUUGUAUCUAGGCAACCUAUGGGAUUGUGUCGUGCUUCUUGAUGAAGCCGACGUUUUCCUUGAGGAGCGAGGAAUAGCUGAUCUAGCACGCAAUGCUCUAGUUUCAGUCUUUCUCCGUGUACUAGAGUACUAUGAUGGCAUCCUUAUCCUCACAUCCAAUCGUGUCGGCACAUUCGAUGAAGCCUUCAAAUCUAGGAUCUCGCUUGCUCUACACUACCCCAACUUCACGAAGUCGCAACGUUGCCGUAUCUGGAAGAACUUCCUGAACCGCCUGAAAGCGCUGAAAGAGCCGGAUAUCGAUUUCGACGACAUUGAGUGCAAUAUAUUAGAAUUGGCGAAAGAGGAGCUUAAUGGAAGGCAGAUUCGUAACGCAAUCACCAUAGGAAGGCAACUCGCAAAGUUCCAGAAGAAAGAAAUGUCGUACGCGCAUCUGAAGCACGUCGUUGAGGUAGCCGGGCAGUUUGAAACGUACGUCAAAGAGACAAAGGAGAACUUCUCGGAUGAGCAGAUUGCUCGGCUUCAAGGACGUCGGUAG